Molecule: messenger RNA, 483 nt
Organism: Brettanomyces bruxellensis
Lineage: Eukaryota; Fungi; Ascomycota; Pichiomycetes; Pichiales; Pichiaceae
Exons: 1
Coding region: 1-483 (160 amino acids)
Biological process (GO): protein phosphorylation
Cellular component (GO): cytoplasm
Molecular function (GO): ATP binding; protein kinase activity
Source: RefSeq, a predicted model, not a curated record
AUGCAAAGAGUAGAAAGGCGAAAGUCGCCGUGGGUGCAAAAUGAGCGUCCGGCUAAACGUGUGCAUCCAAGCCAUCAGCACCAAGUGCCAAGUCAUAUGAAUCAAUUAACAUCGUAUGAACUGCUUGAACAACUAGGAAAAGGUACAUUUGGCGUGGUCUACAAGGCAAGGCAGAAGUCUACAGGGAAACUGGUUGCACUAAAGAAGUUCAUAGUGCACGAUAGGAAGGAGGGGUUCCCGAUAACAUCGUUUCGAGAGAUAACGAUAAUGCGAAAGCUUAAACACAACAAUGUUCUCCAGAUUAUCGACAUGGUCCAUGAACGAGGUGGAUUUAAGGAGAAUGAUGGUGUUGAUAUUGACAUUGACAUUGACACGGCGGACCCUUCAGCCUCUGCAUCUUCCCCAUGGGCUAUUUCUAUACAGUCACACCUUACAUAUCGUCAGAUCUCAACGGACUACUUCGAAACCAAUCAAUCAAGAUGA